AUGCCUAAAGCAUUCUCCACCCAACACGGUUGGUAUCUCUCUACACUUUCCUCUGCAUUAGAAAAUGCCCAAGUUCUUACCUCCAAUGACAAUAAUAAUCUCGAAAUCGCUUCUUCUAAGUUGAUUUAUACCUACACAUACGCCAUGAGCGGUUUUAGUGCAAAUUUGUCACCCAAAGAGCUUGAAGCUCUCAAAAGCUCCACAGGUUACAUUUCUUCCAUACCAGAUCUUCCAGCUAAGCUUGACACAACUCAUUCACCACAAUUUCUCGACCUUAAUCCCAACACGGGGGCAUGGCCUAUUGGGAAAUUUGGCGAAGAUAUCAUUGUUGGGUUGGUGGAUACGGGAAUUUGGCCAGAAAGUGAAAGCUUCAAAGAUGAGGGGAUGACUAAAAUCCCUUCACGAUGGAAAGGGCAAUGUGAAGAUAGCAUCAAAUGCAACAACAAACUCAUUGGAGCUCGUUUCUUUCACAAAGGAGUGCUUACUAAAUACCCCUAUCUUGCCAGAAAUGAGAACUCAACUCGGGACACACAAGGACAUGGGACCCACACAUCAAGCACCGUGGCUGGGAGCCAAGUUGACAACGCAUCGUUCUUUGGCUAUGCCAAUGGAUCAGCGAGAGGAAUAGCUCCACGUGCGAGAGUAGCCAUGUACAAGGCCUUGUGGGAAGAUAGAACCAUGUCAUCUGAUAUAAUAGCCGCUAUUGAUAGUGCAAUAUCAGAUGGGGUGGAUGUUCUUUCCUUGUCACUUGGACUUGAUGAUGUGCCCUUGUACAAUGACCCUAUUGCUAUAACCACAUUUUCUGCCAUGGAGAGAGUUAGGAGGUUAGGAGGUUAG
Molecule: messenger RNA, 837 nt
Organism: Cajanus cajan (pigeon pea)
Lineage: Eukaryota; Viridiplantae; Streptophyta; Magnoliopsida; Fabales; Fabaceae
Source: RefSeq, a predicted model, not a curated record